Molecule: messenger RNA, 3201 nt
Organism: Lepisosteus oculatus (spotted gar)
Lineage: Eukaryota; Metazoa; Chordata; Actinopteri; Semionotiformes; Lepisosteidae
Gene: scyl3
Product: SCY1-like, kinase-like 3
Biological process (GO): protein phosphorylation
Molecular function (GO): protein kinase activity; ATP binding
Source: RefSeq, a predicted model, not a curated record
GUGUUUACAGUCGAAACACAGGAAGCUCAGAACUGUAAGACGUGUUUGUUAAGUUUUCGCCACCAAAAUGGAAUUCAUUCACCGAUUAUGAGGCGUGAAACAGUUCAGAUCGGCGGCAGUUUCAAUGGCGUGACCAUCUGAAGUCAGUAGAAAAGCCUGUUAAAACAACAAGGAGGUCUACAGUGGAGUGGUAGCUGAGCAAGUACUGCUCAGAGAAGUAAAUAUUUAUUCACAGAGCGUCAUUAGUCAUUGUGCUGGGUGAUUGACUGGCAGAGACCGGGAGCAGGACUGCUGUUUCCCUGGGGUGACCAUGGGCUCGGACAGCAGCACACUGAAGAGCUGCACCCUGGAGGAAUGUCAGCUGAGCCUCCCAUCCGGACUCACCAUGUACUCUGCCCUCCUAGAAGAUGGGAAGCCAGCCUCGGUCUUCGUCUACAGGCCGGACAGCGAGGAUAAAGUUAACAAGGCUGCUAAGCACCUGAAGACCCUGCGUCACCCCUGCCUACUGCGUUUCCUGUCGUGCACAGUGCAGGCUGGGGGAAUCCAUCUGGUAACGGAACACGUGCAGCCACUGGAAGCCAUGCUGGAGAGCCUGUCUCCAGAGGAGAUCUGUUCCGGACUCUACGACAUUCUGCAGGCCCUCGUAUUCCUUCACGACAGAGGUAAAUCCAGCCAUAACAAUGUGUGCUCGUCAUCAGUCUUUGUGAGUGACGACGGUCACUGGAAACUUGGGGGGAUGGAGACCGUCUGCAAGUUCUCUGAAGCCUCCCCUGAGUUUCUUAGCAGCAUUGGGUCUGUGAGAGAACAGAGGGUGGUUCCACCUGAAGAAAAGGUUGAAGGCUUUAAAAUGCUGCUUGAUAAACACGGACAUGCCAGAGAUGCCUUUUCAUUCGGAUUGAUGGUGGAGAACUUAAUCCCACUCCUAAAUGACUAUGCUUCCAAAGAGCUGUUGGACAGUUUCCGAAAUACAUUACAGAGAAGCCUGCUGAACCCUGAUCCUUCAGCUCGGCCUGCUCUCAGCAGCCUCCUCAAACAUGAUUUUUUCAGGAAUGACUUCCUUGAGGUGGUGAAUUUUCUGAAGAGUUUGACUCUAAAAACAGAAGAGGAGAAGAACGAAUUUUUUAAGUUUCUCCUGGACAGAGUUCAGAAUCUUCCUGAAGAGCUGAUUGCUUCACGCCUCAUCCCGAAACUUCUAAACUCACUGGUGUUUGCAGAACCUACAGCCGUUAAAAGUUUUCUACCCCAUUUGCUCAUGCCAAAGAAGGAUUCCAGUGAAAACAGUCAGGAAUGUCUCCUCUCGGUGUCUCUGUAUCGUAAAUAUGUAAUUCCUCAGCUGCUGAAGUUGUUUAAAGUUAAUGAGGAGCAUGUCAGGAUGGUAUUGCUGUCCCACAUUGAUGUCUAUGCAGAGCUCUUCUCACAUGAAGAACUGAAGAAUCAAAUACUACCUCAGGUUUUGCUUGGUAUGAGAGACACAAAUGACUGUCUGGUCGCGAUGACCCUGCAGAGCCUAGCGAUUCUGGUCCCUUUACUUGGAGCUCAUGUGGUAGUUGGGGGAGAAAGAUCAAAGGUCUUCAAACGAACCACACCCAACUUCACCAAAUCAACUGAGGUCACACCUGAAGGCUCUCCGGUUCACAGUGUCAAUAGCUUCAAAACGCAGGUGUCCCAGCCCUCUAAAGUCUUGAAGCUUUUCUCUAAAUCCUCUGAAGCAGCAGAGUUUGUGCUGGAGAACAUGGGCUCUCUUGGCUCAAUAGCGCAGUCACAGCAAGUGCCAAAGAAAACAGUUAAUAGAGAUUUGAAGAAAUUGCCCUUGAAUGGAUUCAAUGACAGAAGACCACCCAUCUCUGCUGGAGAGGAGAAUCUUCAUGGCCUGGGGAGCAUUGCCAGAGAUGGUGAAGAAUGGCCAGACUGGAGUGAUGCCGAGGAGAUGGAGAAGAACAAAACUGUGGAGCUUUGUGUUCAGCCAGUGGACACCCAGAAGACAGUGAACAUCACAAGGGACAUCAACAUGGAAGAGGAGCCCUGGGAGGAUUUGGAAACAUGCAAUCAUGGAUCUGAAAUGACUUCACACCAGGCAUCCCAUGGAUCAGCAGGCGACUCUACUGCUUCACCUCUGGGUGAUCCUCCAAAGAACCCAUUCCCUGGACCUACAAAGAAAUCCAACGCUUUAAAGCUUAGCUCAGCUUCUAAACCUAAAGAUGAGAAAAGACAGACUGACUGGGACAAUGACGUAGUACACCUCUCUGCCAAACCAAGCCAGAUGCAAAAAGUUAUCAGUGGCGGCUUAGGCGAGGAGUUCACAAUAGAAAUCAGAAAGAAACCCGAGAAAGAUCCUGAAAUGGACUUCUUUGCGGACAUGACCCCCGAGAUCAAGUUGUCUUCAGCCACGUUGAUGUUCACUUCUGAAAGGACAGAUGCCGUUUUUGGAUCUUCACUGGCUGUUCCUUCAGGGCAUACGGAGCUCCUGGAUCAGGAAUCAUCAACAGACAGACUCACAAUUAUUGCCAAGUUUGCUGCAGCUGACCUGGCUGAUACGGAAGCUUCGGGCUGGGGCGAUAGUGAUGACCUGAACUGGGAAGAUGAGAGUAACUGGUGACACCUUGUGGAGGAUCAGCUGCAGUUGCACAGACAUUGUCCCCAUUGCCAAUCAGUUGGAAGAACACUGACGAGGCCAAGAGGAACCUUUUAAUUUAAGUCCCGUUUUCCUUUAGAAUUAAAUCCAAUUAAGAACAUUAAUCAAAAUUUAAGAACCAGUACUUUUUUAAAUAUAGUUGUAUAGUUCAACUUUGGACAUAAAAGCUGUGGAAAACUUACCGAGCCACAUCGUUCUUACACUAGUCAGCCAGUAAUUGUUUUAUGUGGAUAAGGUGGCACAAUCUGCAUAAUGUUUUAGUACAAUAAAUCAACUUUGUCUAGUUUUAAUGGGAUCUACCUUAAUGCAGAGAAUUACUUAAAACCUGGAAAUGGUGAUAAAACCAAACUUGAAAUCUAGUAUGAUGAACAGGAGAAUUAAUAUUUUCUAAUGGUUGUUUGUGCCAUAUAAAGAGUAAUCAGUUUUGCAUAAUCAUGGGAAAAGGGCCUUAUGAGAGUUUCACUAUUUUCUAAAAAGUGAAAAAAGAAUGCUAUAUUUUAAUGUGUAGGAAAUUUACAUAAUUUAUUUGUGUUUACACAGCUGCUGAUGGAAUAAAUGACUCUACAGAA